Molecule: messenger RNA, 1622 nt
Organism: Morone saxatilis (striped sea-bass)
Lineage: Eukaryota; Metazoa; Chordata; Actinopteri; Moronidae
Product: ski-like protein
Exons: 10
Coding region: 1-1464 (487 amino acids)
Biological process (GO): negative regulation of BMP signaling pathway
Cellular component (GO): nucleus
Molecular function (GO): RNA polymerase II cis-regulatory region sequence-specific DNA binding; DNA-binding transcription factor activity, RNA polymerase II-specific; SMAD binding
Source: RefSeq, a predicted model, not a curated record
AUGGGGCCCCGCAAGCCUACGCGCCAGAUUAAACCCAAAAAAGCGCAGCAGACCACUGUGAGACGCAAACUCGCCAAGCUUGGGAAGUCAAAGGGGUCAAACAGCCAGAAACACAGCCAGACACGCAAAACACAACCACCAUCCGCCACUUCCUCCCGUCACCACGCCAACCCCAUCCUGCAGCGUGAGUCACGGUGCUCCAUCAGCGCUGCAGUCUGCUCUCUACUCAUCAGCGUCACUGUGGAGCCAGGACGAAGAUUUAUCACGGUCCCAGUCUCUCACACGGUCUGUUUGAUCUACGCCCAGAAGGCGGUGGAGGAAGAGGAGAACCAAGUGAGGAAAUCCUCUGCAGAUCUCUGCUCCCCCAGCAGCAAGCUGGCUGACGUCGACCCUGCAAGAAAGGGGAAAACAUCUCCACCUACUCUGGUGUUCAACCCUCUUUUCUCGGACAUCAAGGAGGAGCCAGGACACCCCACCCUGGUCCAUCCCAGUUACUACCUGUACACAUACGAUAAGAUGGUGGCUCCCAACGUGUCUCUGCGGAGGGAGGCGGAGAUGAGUCCCGAGAUGUUCGGAGCGCUGCUCAAACACCACUACAGCCGCAGAGUGCUGGGCCACGACGAGCCACCAAUGGAUCUUCACGCGUCGCCCUCCCAUCUCUGCUGGCGCCGGAGGGAGGCCAACCCCGGAUCCCAACGCAGUUUUCUCCAUGCGAGACAAGCCAGCCUGAGCUGCAAGAAAGCCCACCCACAACCCCGCCCACACCCUCCGCCUCCACCACCUCCUCCUCCUCCUGCGUCGUUGUUGUCGCCGGUUACGGAAGUAGCGGCUAAGGACACAGGCAGCGCUGCAGUGGUGGUGGGGGGGCAGGAGGAUGACAAGGACAGGAUUGUUGUGGAGAUCAUGCAGAUGUACAGCAGGCAGCAGGAGAAGCUCAACUCCACCCUGCACAAGCAGCUGCAGCUGGAAAUGGAGCUGGAGGCGUUGCGUGGGGGCGAGGCGGCGAGGCUACGGGAGCUGAGCGCCGAGCAGCGCGAGCUACGCUGCGAGCUGGAGGCGGUGCACAGUGAGCAGGCGCGGCAGCUCAGCCAGGCCCGCCAGGAACAGCUGGAGCUGGAGACCCGUCUGGAGCAGCUCCGACAGCAGGCCUGUGCCUGCGAGCCGGGGGCACAACGCCAGCAGGAGGCCCACUACACUGCACAGUUGUCGGAGCUGCGUCAGAGGCUGGAGCAGGCGGAGGCAGACCGGCAGGAGCUGCAGGAGGAGCUGCGCAGGGAGCGGGAGGCACGGGAAAAGCUGGAGCGUACAAUCACCCAGCUCAAGCAGCAGAUGGCCCAGUCUGGCACGGUGGGAGGCAGCCCCUCUCCUCCUCCUACCCCUUCCACCGGACUCCCUAACGCCCACUCCCCGCUCUCCUCCUCCUCUUCCUCUUUCUCAGAGGCCCCAGCGGCUGGCCAAAAGUAACUACCACCCCUCCAGGCGCCUCCCUCCCUCCCUCAUUCCUCUCCCAAUCACCCGCCAACUCUACAGACACCAAAACAAAAUCAGCCUGAAGCAGAAAGGAGGUUCAGCCAUCUCCUCAGCUCUUUUUAAGUUGUGCAUUCUCCCCCUUCCCUCCCUUU